Bipolaris sorokiniana ND90Pr is the source of this 1199-nucleotide messenger RNA. RefSeq lists its product as uncharacterized. Lineage: Eukaryota; Fungi; Ascomycota; Dothideomycetes; Pleosporales; Pleosporaceae. Gene Ontology annotation, molecular function: protein binding. The transcript has a single exon. The record is from RefSeq and is a predicted model, not a curated record. Bases 77 to 991 code for a protein of 304 amino acids.
CAGAUCCGAACAGUCCUUCGUUUCGUCUGCUUAAUACUCAAUCGAGCCCUCACUCUCAUUAACCACGCAUUACAAAAUGUUGUCACUCAUUGUCUCCUCCCUGAUGGCCCUGGCGCAGGCUGCUCCCCACCCGCUCGUUCAGCCGCAAAACGCUGCUGCUCUUCCUGCCAAUCUGGUGCGAGAUUUGGCUACCGCUGUCGCCUUCCGUAAGACGGUUACUGGCCCCCCAGAGAUCCUCGCAAACUGGACCGGCUCCGAUGUUUGCCAAUGGAUUGGAUUUUACUGCGCCGAAAAUCCCGACAAUGGUGUCCUGAGCCUCGCUUCCAUCGACUUCAACGACCUCCACUUGACCGGCAACCUUAAGCUGAACCACUUCAUUGAGAAUUUGCCGGAUCUUGCCCUUCUCCAUGUCCUCAACAACAGCUUCAGCGGUUCUGUCCCCAACCUCAAGAACAGCAAAUACCUAUAUGAAGUCGACAUCAGCCAGAACAAAUUCAGCGGCAGCUUCCCUAAGAACGUACUCAGCAACAGUGGUCUCGUUUACCUCGACGUCGGCAACAACCGGUUCACCGGCCCCCUCCCCCAAAACCUCAUGUCUUCCCUACCCAAUCUCGAGGUCCUCAUGGUCCGCGUGAACCGCUUCAGCGGCUCCAUCCCCGACAUGUUUGCCAACUCCCAGAGUCUCAGAGCCGCCAGCUUCCUCGAGAACCAGUUCACCGGCCCCAUCCCCGCCAGCCUGACAAAAGUCCGGUCGCUCCAGGAGUUCAGCUUCGCCACCAACAACCUCACCGGCCCCAUCCCCCUGGGCUUCGGCCUCUUGCCUAACCUCACGGCUGUCGAUUUCUCGUACAACCAGCUCACAGGUACCGUCCCCGAGGACCUGUGCGCUAGCAAGUCGAUCCAAUACAUCUCGGUGGCUGGCAACAAGAUCGACCCCCGCCUGGGUCCUGAGUGCCAAAAGGCAAAGGCAAGCGGUAUCUUGAUCAAUUAGAUUAAAAUAUAGAACACGCGAGGUUAGAAGUGCGUGGCACUAUGAUGAAGACAAACUAUAGACAGUUUCAGGGAGCGUAGUAAUGUCUGAACCCUUUCAGUUCGAGAUGCAGUGCCUAGUGUAAAUGUGCUAGGUGCGUUUUACUUGAUUAGAAUAACACUACUAUUAAGUUUGCAGACGAAAGAAAUGUAAUGUCUUGUUCACUGCC